Miscanthus lutarioriparius is the source of this 741-nucleotide messenger RNA. The record is from the annotation of a GenBank genome assembly. NCBI's taxonomy places the organism in Eukaryota, Viridiplantae, Streptophyta, Magnoliopsida, Poales, Poaceae.
AUGCAUAGCUACGGCGGCGGCGGCGGCGGCGCCAUGGCCACGGACGCGGCGUUGGACACCGGCGGGGACGACAUGCAGCGCCUGCUCAACGAGCUGAUGCUCGACAUGGCCGCCGAGUCCGACUCCUUCGACGACGACAUGGAGGCGGCCUCCUCCGAGUCCUCGUCGUCCGCCUGCUCGGCCAGCCAGCAGGAGGCCAGCCGGCGGCCGCAGCAGCAGCAGCCGGACGGCGACCGCACCACCAGCGACAACAACAACAAGGGUUCCAAGAAGCAGCUGCAGCCCUUCAUCGGCGUGCGCAAGCGUCCCUGGGGCAAGUUCGCGGCCGAGAUCCGCGACUCCACGCGCAAGGGCGCCCGCGUGUGGCUGGGCACCUUCGACAGCCCCGAGGCCGCCGCGAUGGCCUACGACCAGGCCGCCUUCUCCGUGCGCGGCGCCGCCGCCGUGCUCAACUUCCCCGUGGAGCGCGUGCAGGAGUCGCUGCGCGCACUGGCGCUCUCCUCCGCCGCCCCUGCCGCGGGCGGCUCCCCUGUCCUGGCGCUCAAGCGCCGCCACUCCAUACGCAAGCGCUCCCCGAACAAGAACAAGCAGCAGCAGCAACAGGUGGCCGUGGCCGCCGCACCAGCAGCAGCAGCAGCAGCAGCCCCGUGCCCCGGCGGCAACGUUGUGGAGCUGGAGGACCUCGGCGCCGAUUACCUUGACGAGCUCCUCCGGGUGUCAUCCGAGUUCCAUUGGCAAUAA